Molecule: messenger RNA, 2130 nt
Organism: Talaromyces atroroseus
Lineage: Eukaryota; Fungi; Ascomycota; Eurotiomycetes; Eurotiales; Trichocomaceae
Exons: 4
Coding region: 1-2130 (709 amino acids)
Molecular function (GO): protein binding
Source: RefSeq, a predicted model, not a curated record
AUGGCUGCGCGGCAUACACCGCCGCGCUCCCUGGGCCAGCGUCGAGCAUCGCUGCGAGACGCCGACAGCAUGAUUCCUCGCAGUGUGCCGCAGCCCUUGAGUGACAUGCCAGCGCGCAUAUCCGAAGGCAGGGACGUGUCUGCCGAUGGUCACCCAAAGCCUCUGCCCACCCCUAGCAAGUCUGCCUCACCGCUCCCUACCAGCCUGCUGCCCUCCGCUCCAGCCUCUCCACCGACUCCGGCCCCGAGCCCGACACCGCAUCAUACCCUGACAGGCUGGCAGUCGGCUAUUGGCGACGACGACGACGACGAAGAAGAGAAAGAAGAGGAGGACGACGACAGCGACGAUGGCAACCUCCUGCUCAAAGCCCAAAUCCACUUUAGCUCGUUGGGCACUGCCCAGAAGCAGAAAUUCCUGGUGGACAUCUUGAGCCGUUGCGACAACCAGCAGCUCAGCUUCAUAUCAAGCUUUAUCAGUCCUCGUCUGAGGAAAGACCCGUUCGCGGCUUUCCCAAACGAAAUAUGCCUGAGGGUCCUCUCCUUUGUCGACGAUCCCAAAACCCUCGCCCGGGCCUCGCAGGUAUCGAAGCGAUGGCAUGAGCUGAUUAGUGACGAUAUAACAUGGAAGCAUCUGUGCGAUAAACAUGCGUAUACCUACAGACGAGCACUCGACGACGAUCGCGAUUUCGUCGACCGUUUCCACGGCCGACGGCUCUCAUCGCGAAGUUCGAAUAGCAGCGAUUACCCCCUUUCGCACCAUCAUAGCCUGCACCACUGGAGGAGGAGAUCAGCGUCAUCCGCCGCCGACAGCGUGAGCACCAUGUCUACAGAGCAUCCCAUGGAGUCGUCGUGGCCAUCGCCUAGUCGGAAACGUCGGGUCCAGCCAUCGUCGUACCGCACGCAUUUCAAAAAGAAAUACAUGGUCGAGUCAGCCUGGUAUAAAGGCGGACACUGCACGCAGAAACAUGUUACUCCUGAUCAAGGUGUGGUGACCAGUCUUCACUUGACCCCGAAAUAUAUUGUAGUUGCAUUGGACAAUGCCAAGAUUCAUGUUUACGACACAAAUGGGGGCAAUCAGAAGACGUUACAAGGGCAUGUUAUGGGCGUUUGGGCUAUGGUUCCUUGGGAUGACCUGCUUGUCAGUGGUGGUUGUGAUCGCGAAGUGCGAGUAUGGAACAUGGCUACAGGAGCCUGCACGCACCUUCUACGUGGCCAUACUUCGACCGUGCGAUGCCUGAAGAUGUCGGAUAAAAACACUGCCAUUUCCGGCUCGAGGGAUACAACGUUGAGGAUAUGGGACUUGGUUACUGGCAACUGUCGCGGUGUCCUAGUUGGCCACCAAGCGAGUGUGAGAUGCCUUGGCAUUCACGGUGAUCUGGUGGUCUCCGGUAGUUAUGAUACGACAGCACGGAUUUGGAGCAUUUCGGAGGGUCGGUGUUUGAGAACGCUGUCCGGACACUUUAGCCAAAUCUAUGCCAUUGCAUUUGACGGUAAGCGAAUCGCGACGGGCAGUCUGGACACGAGUGUGCGCAUAUGGGACCCCAACAGCGGACAGUGCCAUGCUAUUCUUCAAGGCCAUACUUCGCUCGUUGGACAAUUACAGAUGAGAGGCGACACCCUCGUUACAGGUGGAUCUGACGGAUCUGUGAGAGUGUGGUCAUUGACACGCAUGGCGCCCAUCCACCGGUUAGCCGCGCAUGAUAAUAGCGUGACCAGCCUGCAGUUCGAUAACACUCGCAUCGUUAGUGGCGGCAGUGAUGGUCGGGUCAAAGUCUGGGAUCUCAAGAGCGGCUAUUUACUCCGGGAAUUGUCAACACCAGCCGAUGCCGUGUGGAGAGUGGCCUUUGAGGAAGAGAAAGCGGUGAUUAUGGCGAGUCGGUCCGGCCGGACUGUCAUGGAGGUCUGGUCAUUUGCACCACCGGCCGAAGAGCUCUUCGAAGAUAACGCGGUGAUUGAAAGUGCGUCGAGCACGCCAGGACUGCGUCCGACUGCAGAAGACGAAACGAUGCAUCACCGUCAUCGUCAUCAUCACCACCACCACCAGUCAGCCGCCGUCUCGGAACCGCCGCCUACAAUAUGUUUAGGCGAAUCGAGAGAUCAGCCCAUGACCGAUGCACCUGCUACCCAUUAA